Messenger RNA from Neohortaea acidophila, 1711 nucleotides. RefSeq names its product P-loop containing nucleoside triphosphate hydrolase protein. Gene Ontology annotation, biological process: proteasome-mediated ubiquitin-dependent protein catabolic process. The record is from RefSeq and is a predicted model, not a curated record. Gene Ontology annotation, molecular function: proteasome-activating activity; ATP hydrolysis activity; ATP binding. Gene Ontology annotation, cellular component: proteasome regulatory particle, base subcomplex. The coding region runs from base 320 to 1618 and encodes 432 amino acids. The transcript is spliced from 3 exons. Lineage: Eukaryota; Fungi; Ascomycota; Dothideomycetes; Mycosphaerellales; Teratosphaeriaceae.
CUCCAGCUGCUUAAACGUCCACAUUACCUACACUUCUUCGGCGUCAUCAACCAGUCUCAUCAUCGCCAUCUCCGAUCAGAUUCCGCUCACACCUCCUCCAAACAAGUCGAUCGAAGUCAGAACCUAUCGAAUUCAUCGGUCCGCCGCGUCUGCCCGUCAUGUCUACGUUGGAAGACCUAGGUUUGUGCUCUCUUUCAAACACGAUAGAUUCAUCGACUGACGUGUGUUGUUAGAUGAUUUGGAGCGUGAUGGUAAGAAGGAGGAUCAAGACGACAAGGACAAGGAUGAGAAGAAGCCCACACAAUCCUCAGACGCCGACAUGAAAGAUGCGGAAGGCCAAAAGGAGGAGGACGAGAAGAAGGAGGAAGAGGAGGAUCUGAUAGAUGCGGAGAUCCUCAACUCUAGCACACGAGACAUCGUUGCGCGGAGACGACUGAUCGAGAACGACACACGCAUCAUGAAGAGCGAGUUCAACCGCCUCCAGCAUGAGAAGCAAGCGAUGCAUGACAAGAUCAAGGACAAUGUGGAUAAGAUUGACAAUAAUCGACAACUACCAUACCUCGUUGGUAACGUUGUCGAAAUCCUCGAUCUCGACGUCACUGCCGAAGCGGCCGAGGAGGGCGCAAACAUCGAUCUCGACGCCACUCGCGUUGGCAAAUCAGCAGUCAUCAAAACGAGUACGCGCCAGACCAUCUUCCUUCCUCUUAUCGGUCUCGUAGACCACGAGAAGCUCAAGCCCGGGGAUCUCAUCGGCGUGAACAAGGACUCCUAUCUGAUUCUAGACACCCUUCCGGCGGAAUACGACAGCAGAGUGAAGGCCAUGGAAGUGGAUGAGAAGCCUACGGAGAAGUACACUGAUGUCGGUGGUUUGGACAAGCAGAUCGAAGAGCUUGUGGAAGCUGUUGUGUGGCCGAUGAAGGAGGCGGAGAGGUUUAAGAAGAUCGGCAUCAAGGCACCAAAAGGCGCGUUGAUGUACGGUCCUCCGGGUACCGGCAAAACCCUCCUCGCCCGAGCAUGCGCCGCACAAACCGAAGCAACCUUUCUCAAACUCGCUGGUCCGCAACUCGUACAGAUGUUCAUCGGAGAUGGCGCCAAGCUAGUACGAGACUGCUUCGCGUUGGCGAAAGAGAAGGCACCAUCAAUCAUCUUCAUCGACGAGUUGGACGCGAUCGGCACAAAGCGUUUUGAUAGCGACAAGAGCGGUGAUCGCGAAGUGCAGCGAACCAUGCUGGAACUCCUCAACCAACUCGACGGCUUCGCCUCCGAUGAUCGCGUCAAGGUCUUAGCAGCCACCAACCGCGUCGACGUGCUCGAUCCUGCCCUCCUCCGAUCCGGUCGUCUGGACCGGAAGAUCGAGUUCCCGCUGCCCAACGAAGAGUCUCGCGCCCAGAUCCUGCGUAUCCACAGCCGGAAGAUGACGGUAGACGAUGCGGUCAAUUGGCCCGAGCUGGCAAGAAGUACGGAUGAGUUCGGCGGUGCGCAGCUCAAGGCGGUGUGUGUCGAGGCUGGCAUGAUUGCGCUGAGGACGGGACAUUCGAAGAUCAGUCAUGAGCACUACGUCGAUGCUAUUGCGGAGGUGCAGGCGAAGAAGAAGGACACGGUCAACUUCUACGCUUAGACGUUGGAAUAGACAUUCAUGUGCAUGGCAUGGCGCGGCGUUCGAUUUUCUCGUCAGCAGAUUGUAACUGUACGUACUGGCUUGUCCUUCGUG